AAUAGAGCGAAAGAGAGAAACGAAUAAAAGGGAAAGAAAAAUAAUGGACGUAGCGCAUGUACUGCACAUGAAUGGAGGCGAUGGAGAAGCAAGCUAUGCAAGAAACUCCUUUCUUCAGCGAAAGGUGAUUUGCAUGACAAAGGGCAUGAGAGAGGAAGCCAUAAGGAAGGUGUAUUGCAGCAGAAGGCCGAGAAGCUUAGUCAUUGCAGACUUGGGUUGCUCUUCGGGACCCAACACUUUGCUUGUGGUAUCUGAGGUUAUCAUGGCGGUGGAGAAGCUUUGCAGAGAACUGAAGCAUGAUGAUGAGUCUCCGGAAUACCAGGUGUUGAUGAAUGAUCUUCCCGGGAACGAUUUUAACAACAUCUUCAAGUCGCUUGACUUAUUCGUAGAGCAGUUAAGUAAACAAGUGGAAGGUGGGGUUGGUCCAUGUUACUUCAGUGGGGUUCCUGGUUCUUUUUAUGGCAGGAUCUUUCCAACCAAGUCUUUGGAUUUUGUCCAUUCCUCUUACAGCCUUCAAUGGCUAUCUCAGGUUAUCAUCUUCUGCCUAACUGAACAAUAUGGAUUUAUGUUUAAUUUAAGAGAAAUAUAA
Arachis duranensis is the source of this 589-nucleotide messenger RNA. RefSeq names its product S-adenosyl-L-methionine:benzoic acid/salicylic acid carboxyl methyltransferase 3-like. The record is from RefSeq and is a predicted model, not a curated record. NCBI's taxonomy places the organism in Eukaryota, Viridiplantae, Streptophyta, Magnoliopsida, Fabales, Fabaceae. Gene Ontology annotation, biological process: methylation. Gene Ontology annotation, molecular function: S-adenosylmethionine-dependent methyltransferase activity. The transcript has 2 exons. The coding region runs from base 44 to 589 and encodes 181 amino acids.